AUGGCGACGUUGAGGGCGGCGAUGAAGCUUAAGAAGAAGGCCAACGUGAUCCAGGCCAAGUCUGUCAUGUCAAAGUACAUCGUGGACCCGAGGACCUCGCGCAUGCAGUCCUGGAAGAACUGGAUGUUCGUGAACAUCAUGUUCACCGUGCUGGUGACCCCGUGGCGAAUAAGCUUCCGGUGCCCGGCGCACGCCUUCGGGUUGACGCUGGCCGCGAUCGCCAACAUUUCUUUCAUCGUGGACACGGUGCUGCACUUUUUUACGGCGGUGGUGACGGAAUCAGGCCUGCUGACCGAGCGCAAGGAGAUCGCACGGCGGUAUAUCACGUCGUGGUUUUUUCUCGACCUCGUGACCUGUUUGCCGUACACAACCCUGCUCCGGAGCGUGGUCCCUGCCAGCUUGAGGGUGAUGGCGCCGAUGCGAGGGUUGCGCUUGCUGAAACUGCUAAAGGUGGUGAAGGUCUACACGUUGCACUACGAGGUGAGCCCCGUGGCCAUGAGCAUCGGGAAGACCCUGGUCACAGUUAUUUUGGCGGCACAUCUUCUGAGCUGCUUCUGGUUCUGGGUCCACUGCUAUGACGACCUCCUAGCGGGGGUAGAAACAGAAUGGAAGCAGUGCGGAUCAUCAACAUCUGUGGCAAGCCAGUACCUGUCGUCUUUUUACUUCAUCAUCUACACCAUGAUGACGGUCGGCUACGGAGACCAACACGCAAAUCCUUCUGACAAAAAGGGGCUGAUAUUGAGCGUGUUCAUCCAGCUUACGGGGGCGACGCUCUUCGGUUUCAUCAUCGCGGCCACGAGAAGAAUAGUGCAGUUUAUCGCCCCCAUCCAGAAGGUCACCACCACCAACCUACAGAAAAUUUCUGAGUAUGCGUUGGAUCGAAGAUUGCCGGACGGCAUUAGCUCUCGGAUAAAACGACACUUCCGGUAUUUUUAUUUCAAGACGAGCGUUUUCGACGAGAGGGCGGUGAUGGAGCAUGUGCCGUGGCAGAUAUGCCAGGAGGUGAUGUCCAAGACGCAUGCCGUGGCCAUCUCGGCCACGGGGCUCUUGCAGGGCCACGACUUCUCGCCUAUCGCGCUCAUGAGGCUGGCGAGGGCGAUGAAGCCGAUGGAGCUGGACAGCGGGGAGGAGGCGAUACUGCAGGAGGAUACCGUGCUCCAGGCGUACUUCGUCAUCAAGGGAAGGGUCGAGGCCUACGUGCACGAGGAGGCAACCUUUGUCGCUGCCUCCCCGAGCGACCUGCUUUGGCUAGACCAGUCAGAUCUCAUCGCGGCCAUCGACGAGCACCCGGACAUCAAGGGUUGCCUCGAAAAGACGGCCUUUGCCGACCACCACGUGUUGCGGGAAGCUGUCAAGUCGCCGACUAUCACCAAAGAAGGGCUCAAGCUCAAGCAGAUCACUCUCACCGACUUCAAGUCUUCCGACUUGAAGCAACAGCUCAAGCACACGGACGUUAGGAAUCUCUGCAUGGCUGCUAGCGCCGACCAUUUAGCUGCCGCGGCGGCUAGCCAAGCCGCCGCGGCUUCACACGGAGGGAUGGUGGGCAUGGUGCACGACAUACAGCACAUGGCGGCGUUCGGGGGGAAGGGAGUGAGGGGGAGACUGAGGAGCUUUGUGGGCUCCGUCCACGGGGUGCUUCGAGGGCAGAAGAUGCAGAUGAGGCUUGUGAGAACCUGGCGAGGAGGCGACUAUGGUUUUGGCGAGGUCCUCGACGGGACGGGGAAGGUGGUCAAAGGAGUUUCAGAGACGGAAGAGACUCCCGAGGAGCUGAACCAUCGGGCGAUCAUACUGCCGGACCAGCCGAUCAAGCUACGAUGGGACGUGGCCAUAUCUAUGGUGUGCGUUUUGGUCGCCGUGCUCACGCCCUACAGGAUGGCCUUCGCGCACAACGAUGCACUCUCGUGGUGUAUAUUCGACGCUGCCGUGGAUAUAUUCUUCGUAAUCGACAUCUUGCUUCGGUUCCGCACAGCCUACAUUGGCAACGCGGCAGACAACGUGAUCGUGUACAUCACGGUUCCAGGGAUGAUCUUGAAGAACUACCUUCGGGGAUGGAUGCUCUUCGACAUAGCCAGCACCAUUCCGGGUUAUCUGUUCGACGUUUCCGACCGAGUUUUUAGGGGCCUUGUCGUGCUGAAGCUGUUGCGGAUCGGGAGAGCGCCGGCGCUAGCGAAACAGCUGCACCGCUUGCGCGAGCAGGAAGCACUGGCGAGCGGAGGGGCUAAGCGAAGAAGAUGGGUCCGAGGGAUGAACGUCGACGUCCCUCGGUGGUGUCUCGACGUAGUGCAGAUUCUGGUGGUCAUUUUGUACGCGUCGCAUGUCUUCGGGUGCUUCUGGUGGGUAAUGAGCCGAUACGACAACGACGAAUCCUGGUGGCAAAGGGACGGCUUAGAUGUCGAUGACGCCACGUCCACCUACAUUGCCUCUCUCUACUGGGCAGCAACCACCAUCACAACGGUGGGCUACGGCGAUUUGGUUCCAACGAACGAUCUGGAGAGGAUGAUUGCGUGCCUGACCAUGGUUUGCGGGACAACCAUGUUCUCGUACGUCAUCGGUAGCGUCUCCACGCUUGUCAUGAAUCCAACUGGGGGAAACGUGCGGCGUAACUUGGAGCUGAAGAACGUCGAAAACUAUCUGGAGGAGCAGAAAGUCGGGGCUCAUCUGGGCGACUCUGUGCGGACACACAUGAUGUUCGUGACGGGUGCGAGGAGUGCCUGGAACGAAGAUCACAUCCUGUCCAGACUACCCCCUCGACUCCAGGAGAGGGUCUUGGAGCACGUCCACAGGGACGCAGUGCUCAUCAUCCCGGUCCUCAAGACGCGACCACCGAGUUUUGUGUCUGCGAUCCUCAAGAACCUUCGGCCGAGACAGUAUUCACAGGGAGAAGUAGUCUUCCAAAGCCUACACAUGAGUCAGGGGGUGUACUUCGUCACUAAAGGGAUCGCCGAGGCUUACGUCAGAGUCACGGGCGGCGCCGGGACGGAGGAGGAGAAGGUCAAGGGGAUCGUGUCCACCGGAAAGUUCUUCGGCUACACCAGGUUCCUCGCGUCGUUCCUUGAGGAGGACAUGGCGGUCAAGGCUUUCACGCAACUCUAUGUAUACCUGCUGUCCAACAGCAGCAUCCGAUACCUCCUGCAGUACCACCCCUUUCUCGCGGAAGAGUUGAGGAUGGGUCUGGAAGCAGCCAUUUUCCAGCAAGCCAGGUACUCAACACGAGGUUCAAUUUUCGGACUUGUUUUAUGCUUCACCAGUAGUCUUAAUAGUGGUGAUACAUGCAUGGUGGGAGAUUGUGGAAUCGUCUUGUGGAUGGAGUUGUCCUUCCGCUGUAAGACACCUCCUUUGGUCAGAAGAAGAUUCAUCGCGUCAAACUGGUUCCUUUAUUCUCUCGGCCGGAAAGCGAGGAAAUCGCGGCGGAGAACAACAAGCUAG
Molecule: messenger RNA, 3426 nt
Organism: Ectocarpus siliculosus
Lineage: Eukaryota; Phaeophyceae; Ectocarpales; Ectocarpaceae
Source: the annotation of a GenBank genome assembly